ACCCGCCAGGGCACAUUUCGUUCAGUGAACGCAACGAGUAACGUUGUUCGGUCGGAUCUACUCCGCUCACACGCCUGCUAUACCCUUUUCGUUGACUACUUCGAUUUACUAAGUGUAGCUCCAAAUAGUGAAAAGCCGUCUAUGGGAGGUAUAGGAAACGAAGUUAACUAAAAUGUGUUGAAUAUUCGCCACAAUUAGUCAGGAGGAGUGAGUGAAAAGUGAAAAUAUAAAGUGUAAAGUUCAAGUGAACAAAAAGUAACUAGUGGUGCGGCCGCUCAGGUGGAACCGACUGGUGACUGAAAGAUAAUAAAAAGUGAAACUUUACAACUGCUGGAUAGUUGAAACAAAUUAACAGUGUAUUGAACAACCAAUUGUGAAGAAUUGUAAUCUUUGAGAAGCAAAUAAAAUGGCUGUGCAUGUGGAUAGCCUGCUGUUAUCAGAAAUUGGACGUUCAAUCUCGUUGGACACAGCGACGCGCCUAAGAGAAGCCGCCAUGAGUAAACUGAUUCGCCAGGUUUCGAUCGAAACACCCGCACAGAAGAUCAAAGACUGCGUGUUCAAUCUGGUGGUCCCAGUGCCGGACACGCCACCCUACGGGGCACGUAUUCUGCUGGUCUACGCCGGAGCAUGCUAUCGUAAGAAUCAGUCCACAUCUAUCUCGUCCAUCAGUAGUCAGCUGUCGGAUACGGGUGACAUUACCACAUCGUUGCACAUACUGGCAAAACAGUUGCAGAGUGGCAAUUUUUCCAGUAUUAGCGAGGAAGGUCCGGACAAUACGGCCAUCACAGCACAUCAAACUUCGGUUACCAUCCAGCCAAACCCGGCAGCACAUCACGGCGUUCGGGACGGAGCUCUGUUCCCGGGCUUCGAAGUAGCUGGAGUCAUUGAAUCGCUGGGUAGUGAACUGAAAGAAGACUGUGGCUUCAAGGUGGGCCAACGGGUGAUCAUUUAUCCUUUCGAGGGUGUACCGGCCGGCUACUCGGAGCUGAUGGUGGUUCCCGACUUGAUGUAUCUGGUUCCUAUUCACGAGUCACUCCCGCUCAGUGUGGCGGCUACGCUGCCUACCGGUGCUCUGCUAGCCCAGAGCGCUAUCAUUUCGGCACACAAAAUCGUCGAUAAUCUGCUGUCGCAGCGACCGAACGAGAAGGUGAAGAUUCUGAUUGUGGGUACCGGCGGGUUGGCACUGUGGGCGAUUCGGAUCGCCGCGCAGCACUUCUACGCGCCGGGCACCAAGGACAAGAUACAGAUCACGGUGGCGAGUUUGCGGGACGAGGGCUUCGUGAUGGCGAAGAAGUGUGAAAAAGUAAACAUGGUUCAGUGGAACGAGGAUCUGUACGAGAAGCAGCUGAUCGAGCGCACCCACGAUGCCUGCGACGGUCUGGUGGAUAUUGUGAUCGAUUUUGGUACGACAUCACGCAGCUUGCACCGGUCCAUGCAGUGCCUCAAGAAGGGUGGAACCGUGUUUAUUAGCGACGAGAUCGCUGAGAAACUGAUGGCAAAAUUCGCCAAACGAGCAGAAGACCGUGGGGUCUCAAUCGUGGUCGUCCCAACUGGAACCAUCGAGCAGUUGCAUGAGCUGGUCAAGCUGGUGGCUGCCAAUGAGAUCGAACCGCCACCGCACACAGUAUUUCCCUCGGAUCAGGCCGCCGAAGUGGUACUCAAGCUGGCUAGUUCGGAAAUCCCCGGGCGCGCCAUCUUGAGAUUCCACGAUAUCGAGUAAGUCGGUCCUCCCAUCUUCAUAAUCUGCAGUACUCCUAAAUACCGUUACACGGAACCCAUACUUACUAUGAAGAAAACAAGUGAAUAGUAACACAGAAAUUGCAAAUGGAUGAAGUCAUUACUUUUGUGCAGGUCAAAAGUGCACCACGAAGCGCUUAUUCAUUCUUAUUUGUACGAUUAUCUCAUCCGAAGCGAGUGAUGCGAGCGGCAAAAAUGUCACACAUCAUAGCGACAGAUAGCGUAAACCAGCUAAAGAAAAGCAAAACAAAUUUAGUAUCAUUAGAGAAGCAAACAAAAUUACAUUGAAAUCGAUAAAUGUAUAAUUUAAUCCAAUGGCUAAUAUAAAGCAACAGUUAAGUAAAACAUUGCAAUUAAUCCGUACUUGCUUGAAGUUUUUUCGAUUAUCUACGUUUAGUCAGUAGAUGUCAGUGUCUUUCAACAUUACCAAAAAAACAAAUAAAAGAAAACGGCUCGCAUCUUUUCACCCAUUUUAAUGAAUCUUUUUUAUUUGUAUUAUUAUUUCAUUUCCGGACUGGUUAGCUAGGCAAAACCACUCAGAAUCAGAUAUAUACUGGUGAUCAAUUUUAGGAAACGGUAAUUCAAUCGACACAUAAAUAUACACACACACAUCAAUUACAAAGGAGCUACAAAACUUUCACACAAUAAUCAGAGCUGAUUUGGGACAACAGUUUUGGUUGAACAUGAUUUUAAAUAGGUACACAUUUAAACAAAAACAUCAAGAAAUCGUCGUAUGGACUCUAAAAUAACGAGAAGACGCAAGCAGGAUAGAGUUUUGACUAUCAAUCAGGGAUUUUACUAAAGUGGCGAUGGUUUCGGAAAGACUCACCAGUGGUUAGUAGAAGUUAACCGGAACAAACAUUUGCUAGCAUCUCAAUGCUUGAUAAGAGGAACGCAAUCAGCAGGACAGCAGAUAAAGAAAUCUUCGUGUAUGAUUAUAAGAUAUGAUACCAUACUUCAGUUGUGAUUAGUGUUUUCCGUUACUGCGUGUUCCGAAUCCAAAGGAUUUGGGCCGCAGGCGGUGAACGUGUUUGAGUUAGUUUUUUUUUCUAUGUUAUUAUACCUUUAACUUAAAACAAUGGAGAAGCAAAACAAACAUUAACGAUAAAAAUGCGAACGCAAAAUGUUGAUUAAAAUAAAAUUACUAAAAUGACGCGGUGUGUUUAGGAUUAAAUUACCACUUAAUUAUUUAGCCUAAUGGAAGCAAAAAAGCAAGCAGAACAGAAGGUAAGCAAAGCAUGUGUAUUAUUGAGUAAAAUAAUAAUAAAACAAAACACUGUAUAGAAGUUUCAAAAAUUUGAAAUAA
Molecule: messenger RNA, 3043 nt
Organism: Wyeomyia smithii (pitcher-plant mosquito)
Lineage: Eukaryota; Metazoa; Arthropoda; Insecta; Diptera; Culicidae
Gene: Drat
Exons: 4
Coding region: 407-1720 (437 amino acids)
Biological process (GO): alcohol metabolic process
Molecular function (GO): alcohol dehydrogenase (NADP+) activity
Source: RefSeq, a predicted model, not a curated record